GCUUUUUUUAUUCUGUCACGGUGAGGGUCGCAGGAGAAUCUUACAAUCCUGCAAGGGGAUGCCGAAACGCCUUGUUAGAGGGUAAUACUUGACCAACAUCACUAUCGGCGUCCACAGUCACGCUCUGCUGCAAGACUGUUUGACCGAUAAACUCGUUCGUACGAUAGUGUCUCUUUUGCACCAAGUUUUUGCGAUUGUGCUUCGACGACAAUUGGCUGGGGCCAGACAGCUUCGGAAAGCCAUCACCAAAUAAGUUCAUCAUGCAGUUUGCGCUACCGCCCCGCAAAUUCUCUCAUCCCAGUUUCUCUGAGAGCAAGUUCUCUCCCUCGAGCUCUCUUCGACGCCGACGACUGCAGUCCGGUGCAAUCCUAGCUUGUGCCGCAAUCACAGUUCUUUUCCUCCUUACAAGGAUUUACUCCUUUAUCUUCACUGAUCGACCUCCGGCUGGGACUCCGAAAGUGGUGGUAGUGACUGCUUUCGACGCCGUUCAUACUCCGGUUUAUACAGAGAAGAUCAAGGAAAAUCGUCGGGAUUACGCUUCUAGGCAUGGCUACGCUACCUUUUUCCCUAAGGUGACCGAUUAUGACCUAUCAGGACAUCCCAGCAGCUGGGCCAAAGUUCCCGCGAUGCGGCAUGCAAUGACGAAAUUUCCAUACACUACAUACUUCUUCUAUCUCGACCAGAAUGCGCUCAUUAUGAACCCUUCGCUUGCGCUCGACGACCAUAUCAUGUCGCCUAAGCGCCUCGAGAGUCUCAUGUUACGCGAUACGCCCGUCGUUCUCCCCGACAGCGUCAUCAAGACAUUCUCGCAUCUCAAGGGAGAUCGCAUCGAUUUGGUUUUAGCCCAGGACAAUUCUGGUAUCGCGCAAGGCAGCUUCGUCCUCCGGCGUGGAGAAUGGGCAAAGUAUUUCCUCGAUAGCUGGUUUGAUCCACUUUACCGCAACUACAACUUUCAAAAGAAUGAAGGCCAUGCUUUGGAACAUAUUGUGCAAUGGCACGCCACAAUUCUUGCCAAGUUGGCCCUGGUUCCACAACGUUUGCUGAACUCUUAUAAUGCAGAUGCUUCUGGAGCGGGAGCAUACAAACCCGGUGACUUUGUGAUCAAUUUUCCCAACUGCGACAUGGACGGCGGGAAGAGUUGCGAGGAAGAGCUCGAGCCGUACUUUAUCGAAUGGAGGACACAGAAGGCACAGCACAAAUAUACAUGACAGAGCUCUGAUAUGUUCUAUUCUUUAUAUCCGAACCCGGACUCAGUGGGUAUGAAACUAAUUUUUGGGAGGCGUUCCGGGGUGGUUUCUUUCAUUUGUCGAUUUUCUAGCGUUUUUGGGUCGUCGACCUAUUGAACCCUUGCAUUUCGAGGUCUUCGGAAUGGCGCGAUACAAUGUCGCCAUAUACCUCUACUGUAUGUGUGUGUGUGCCAUAGCAUAUGCCAAACCUUUCGUUUCAUUUUCAAAUAUGGAUAUAUUUUCAGACC
Xylona heveae TC161 is the source of this 1474-nucleotide messenger RNA. RefSeq names its product glycosyltransferase family 34 protein. The coding region runs from base 261 to 1208 and encodes 315 amino acids. The record is from RefSeq and is a predicted model, not a curated record. The transcript is spliced from 3 exons. Gene Ontology annotation, cellular component: Golgi membrane; mannan polymerase complex. NCBI's taxonomy places the organism in Eukaryota, Fungi, Ascomycota, Xylonomycetes, Xylonales, Xylonaceae. Gene Ontology annotation, molecular function: alpha-1,6-mannosyltransferase activity. Gene Ontology annotation, biological process: protein N-linked glycosylation.